ACACGGUGCCAAUUGCAAGAGAAAUGAAAAACCCUUACAUACCUCACUUCAGUCUCCUCUGUCCUCUCCUCUCGAGCUCUCAGCCUCUCACCUCCUCUCGAGCUCUCAGUCUCUCACUCUCGCAGUUCAGACUCGCAGGCCGCAGCUUCUCUCAGUCACAGGAGUUCUAAGAACUCGCACACUCACAAUUAGUCGGUCACUACGGACGUCGGAGGCGAGACAAAGACGAGGAACAGAACUUGUUCAAAUCGUUUAAGAGGGACAGAUGCAGUGGACUUCACUGGCGUAACCUUACUGUUUUGGGUGUUAGAGUGGGAAAAUGUUUAAGUGUGUCUGCAGCAAUGUGUCUACUAAAGGGACUUUUCUGUCCGACGGAAAGAAAUUUAGUCCACUUAUAUAUGCUUUGAUGCGAGGAUUCCACAAUGGCCAGGUCCAUUUAUCACCAAGAAGCUUCUUUGGAGUGGAGGAUUUUGUUGAUGAUGACAACAGCCGUCCUUACACUUACCAGAAGGAGAAGAAAUCCAAAAAUCCACAUAAACACAUAUCAUUCAAACAACGCACUGUAGCAUUCAUGGAACCAUUCACACUUGAUGUCUUCAUCUCUAAGCGGUUUGUUUCAGCCUCACUCACUCAUAGGGUGACUAGUAAGCAGGUGGCAGUUGCUGGCACCAACUCGAAAGACAUCAAGGCUGUGCUGAAGUCUCGAUCGGAUAUACCUGCAUGUUUGGCCGUUGGCAGGAUAUUAGCUGAGAGAGCAAGAGAAGCUGAUGUCUAUACCGCUACAUAUACUCCAAGAGAACGUGACAAGUUUGAAGGGAAGAUCAGGGCAGUAGUUCAGUCCCUCGUAGAUAAUGGAAUUGAUAUUAAAGUUUAUCUUGAUUAAUUUUUUUUUAAAGGAAAAGCCUUUCGGAAAUUCUGUGCUUUGUUUCUACAGACAAAACUUAGAUCUUUGUGGAUGCUGCACUUCACUUUGGUCCUUAGUUCCCAGGGACUAGCUGCUUAGCAUUUGGCUCGUGUUUAUAAUUCAGAUCAUAUAUUAUUUCCUUC
Molecule: messenger RNA, 1047 nt
Organism: Nelumbo nucifera (sacred lotus)
Lineage: Eukaryota; Viridiplantae; Streptophyta; Magnoliopsida; Proteales; Nelumbonaceae
Product: Ribosomal L18p/L5e family protein
Biological process (GO): translation
Cellular component (GO): ribosome
Molecular function (GO): 5S rRNA binding; structural constituent of ribosome
Source: RefSeq, a predicted model, not a curated record